AUGAUCCCUACUAGCACUGACAUUCAAGAGGCUAGAAUAGAACUUAGAUGGGAACACUAGAUUAAGGUAGCAGUCACCAUAGCUUAAUCUCCCAGCAGGGUUGCUCAACCAAUAAAAAGGAAGAUAAAUAAACUUAAGCAGUAAAUAAGAGGAAAUGAUGAUAUUAAGAGUGUAAUGGAAUCGAAAAAGUCUCUGAUUGAUAAAUAUUAUCCUACACCAAGCAUGAUGCGUGGAGAUAACGCCUAUGAUAACUCAGCAUAAACAAGUCAAAUCCAUUCGAAGUCUAGCAUGACUCGAGUUAAUCCAAAAGUUCGCAAGAUUUUAGUUAAUUAGCAAAACCCUUAUUCUAGGUCGGGGCAGAGUGAAUAAUAAAGUCAGAGCUACUCAAUGAUGAAUACCCCAGGAAAGCGAUCCUAAUUAAAUUCAAACUCCAAAAGAAGAAUUUUAACAAGCAAGACUCUCAUUAAAAAUAUCAACACCAACGGGAAUACUACAAAUAAUGACACUUCAUUAGAUCUAUCAACCAUUCGAAGACAGAAAAAAAUAAGGAUACAGUCCAAGAAUAUAGUAGGCAUUAAUUCAUCAAUGCAGAUUUUAACAACUUAGAAGUAAAAUGAGAAGAUUGCUAUGAUAAAGAAUUAGUCCUAGAGGCAGAGAUAUAAGAAAUUGCUCCAAGAAUUCAACUACCAAAGAGAUCUCAUUAUAUAGGAUUAUCAAAAUUCCAAAAUAAUAGUUUGUGAGUUCUUGAAUAAUCAUAUGAGUACUGAUGCGUAAGUAUAACAAGUCAAGAAUAGUGAAUAAAUUAUGCAAAAAAUAGUGACAUUUAUCAUACUAGGACAGUAUGAUUAAGAAAAGGAUAUUGAUCUCUCUCAACCCAUAAGUUUGAUAGUUGAAAAUAUGAUAUUGAAGAUAAUGGAUCAGAAUCCAAUGGAAAUCAUUGAACUUGACAGAUACAGGGAAACUCCAAAAUUAUUGCUAAAUAACUAGGCUGCAAAAUACAUUUAGAUGAAUCCUAAGUAUCAUAGAAAAGUUGCUUCAUUUCAAAUUUAGUCUUUUAACCAAAACGAUGUUGGAUAGAAUAAUGCAACUCCAAACAGCUAUUCUAACUAACUAAGCAAUCAUUCCCAGUCACCACACAAUUCUUACUCAUAUACAAAUAUGUAUCGUAAUUUGGCCUCUAACUUCAAGCACACCACUGGAGGUGAGGUCGAUCAUUAGAAAAGAUUUCAAAUUCUUAAAAAUUACAUUAAUCGGUAAUAAUCCCUGAAUAGCUAAAUGAAAAAUUUCAAUAAAAAAACUAUACAUUUAACUCACCACUAGGAUGUUAUAGGUGGUAAAUCUAAGUUCAAGAAAAGUAGAGAUAUAUUGCAGGGUCAUGGACAAAACUAGGGCUAGAUUUAGGGCUAAAAUAGAUCACACUUUAAAAAUAGAAGCAAUGUAAAUGUUCUUAGCAAAGUACUUAGCAAUGACAGUGAGAGAAAUAAUGAAAAUAAAGGGGGAACUCUCUUCGAUCAUACUGCUUUUGAUUAAACCAUAUAGAUUAAUAGAACAUUUGAAAGCACGAUGAAGGCACCUAGCUAAGACAAUAAUCUUUUGAAGCUUACUAUGGUGCCUGAUGCAAGCGUCAUGAGACUUAUUAAUAGAUAGGAGUCCCCUAAUAUACUGAGAUAGACUCCAAGCAGGGAUAAGCUUUUAAAAGAUGCUGAACUCAUGAAAAAUUAGAUCCUGAUUGAAAGCAUUAUUAGAGACAGGGAUAGAUAAGUAAUUGAACCAAGGACUGGGGAAAGAAAAGUAUUUUAUAACCACUUUAACAUUUGA
Stylonychia lemnae is the source of this 1818-nucleotide messenger RNA. The record is from the annotation of a GenBank genome assembly. NCBI's taxonomy places the organism in Eukaryota, Ciliophora, Spirotrichea, Sporadotrichida, Oxytrichidae.